UAUAUUUUUGAACCACGUCCGCCGAUUAUUUUGGGAAUUAAUUCGAGUCAUUUCAUCAAGAAAACGAAAGUAAUCUCCGCCGACAAAAAGCUCCGCCGUGGUAAAAUCUAUCACCACCACUUCAUCUUUAAGCUCAUACCCAGACAUGCAAGAACACCAACAGCACUAAUCUUUUCGGAAGAGAUGAAAAUUCACAAUUUUACGAUUUUGGCAAUGCUUUAUGCUUCGAUUCUAAAUUCUUGGUUUAUCUCCAUUACGUAUUGUUUACGUCUUCCUCGUAGAAUCCUUUUAAAAAAAUGAGAGACGUAAGAGAAGAAAACGACAAUGCGGUGGGUGAUGGCGGCUACAGACGAGAUCCAAUCGGUGGUCGUUUGUCGUCUGCACAUCAUGUGUUCGAUUAUAUGCCUCAACCAGCCCUAUCAACUAAUCAAUUCAAUCAAAUCCCAAUGUUUGAUUUGAAUUCUGAUACAAUGUAUCAUUUGUUGUCUCCAUCGAUGGCUUCUCAAUUACUGACAUAUGUGAUGAUGUCAUGAUCUGCAGCCUAAAUAACGAUGUUUCUUAAGUUGAUUUUUCACCCAUUUUAUAUUGUAAUAAUCGGAGUCUGAGUUCCCUACUUCAACAAAAAGAAUCGUUUCCAUUUUCAUUUUCGAUCAUUCUCAUUUCUCCCUCAACUAACAUGAUCAUAUCCUUUUGAGAAGAAUCAAUUUCUAGACAUUUUUUGACAGCUGAAUUGGGGUUUUAAUUUGUAUGAAAUGGGUGGCAAUGAAUUUAAGAAGCCACUUUUGAAUAAGGUAUUCUAUAAAAAUUGUCCUGGUUGUAAUGUGGAUCAGUAUAAAGAGCUGCAAACAGGGUAUCCGAUAAAGGAAGUGUUAUGUAUAUGGUUCCUUGUGCUCUCUACUGGUAAGCAACUGUCAUGUCUAACUGUUUAUUUAACUAAUUUUUAGUUUAUAAACUAAUUUAUCAAUAAAGCUAUCCCAAGCUAAUUUAUCAAAAAAAAAAAAACUUGCUUACAUGCUAUGAUAAGUAUUUUUGUAGUCUUAACAAACGCUAAUUACAAUAAGUUAAUUUAUUUCUGCCAAACAAAACCUUAUACUAGGGAAGUGAUGUUUAGUCGUAAAUAAUUAUUCAAUGUUACUCGAAUGCUACAUGAAAUAGUAGUGAAAAUGUGUGUUUUAAUAAUAACGCAUGUCUGGUAUCAUGAAAUUAGUUGGAAGAUAAAAAAGAAUGAUAACUUUGAAUGUUAAGCACAAAAUUUGGAAAAAAAAAAUAUUAUAUUAUAUUUUAUUUUGAAUAUGGCCAAAAUCGUAAUAAAAGAAGAACCCUUUUUGUAAAGAGAUUAUUUUCUAAGAACAAAAGAAAAUGACAUAAAAGGGUGAUAAUUUUUGCACUUCACUCUAAAAAUAUUUUAAAUCAACAUUUUUCACAGUAAAUGAUAUGGAAUAUUACAUUUACAAUUUUUGUGAAAUCAUUAGUCAAUCCAUCGUUACUAAAUUUGAAUUUGAAUUUUAAAAUGACAUAUUUGUUAAAGCUUGUCAAAUUAAAUAUGUUACAAGAAUAUUAUCUUUAACAUAACAUUAAAGUUAGAAUACUACGUAAUAAAAUAUCUAAAUAUAGAAUCUUUUAAUAAAAAAUAGGGAAAAAUCACAUGUUUUGGGCCACUCUUUAACAAUAGGUUUUGUGUGUGUAUUUUAGACUUUUGGUGAAAGAAACGUGACAUGGGUUUGAAACGUGUUGUUGUUUUCAUUUUCUUCCUUGACUAAUGACUAAACCAAUUUCUUAUUAGGAAGAAUUGUUUCAAUUCAAUGUACGUGUAUUAUUCUGCUUAUGUUUAAUAUUGAUACCAAAAAUAAGUUGCUACCUAAAAGUUUGGUUUUUCUUUUCGGUUUUUAUCGCAACUCCAAAAAGGUUGAAUUCGGAAACCUAAUCGCCCUACAUUGAACAAUUGUAUGUACACUAUAAGCGUGUUCGGCACAUAGUUUUUGAAAGCUUUUAGACUUUUUUUUUGCAAAUUGACUUUUUUAUUAUUUUUUUUUAUCAAUGACGUGUUUUAGAUAAGUCAUUUUAUGUGAUUUUACAAGGUUUAAAAGUUUUCAGUUAUUUUUGCCGAACACUCAUAUAUAAAUAAAAGCUAUAGUUUUCAGCUUCCAACUAGUUUUGCCGAACAUGUUCUAGAUGAAAAAUAAGUCAAUUGUUGAACAACUGUUAGAAUCAAAGAUUGACCGGUUAGUAAAAAAUCUCUAAUGAAAAAAGAAAACCAGAACUAAAAAAACCCUAUCAACUAUCAUUAACAAGUCUCGAACCCAAGACUUUAUGACCUCUUUUUUUUUUUUUUUUUCUCUGUUUGUUUUUGUUUUUUUCUACUUUUAGCAAAAGUAUAAUUACUAAAUGUCAAAAAAAUAUUUACAAAAAGUAAUAACGGGACACAUUAGUUUUCAUUUAGGUAAUAAAAUAUCUAUACUUUUUUUUGUAUAUUUAAGUUAAGUUUGACGUACUAGUUGAAAAGUUAACUGAUAAUUAAAAAGGUAACUGAUAGUUAAAAAAUUAGUUGUUAUAUGAAAAGUCAGUUGAUAGCUAGAAAACUAACUAAUAAAAAAUAACGUUUGGUAAAAACUAGCUAAAAGAUACAAAAUACAAACAUUUAAAAAAAAAUGUUUUUCAUAAUUAAUUACGAGUAUAUGAUUUAAAAAAAAUCAUAAAAAGCUAGUGUAAUUGACUUUAUAAAAAUAUUGUUUAUAAACUAUUUUUUAGUUUAUCAAACAGUUAAAAAAACUCGAAAAAAAAAAGAGUACUCCAAAUAUUUAAGUAUUUAAGAAACACCACUAUUUAACAAGCCACUACCGCGAGGGUUAGUGGCGUCAUUCGAGAUUUUGGUUCUUUUAAUUAAGUUUAAUAUAACCAAAUUAUAUUAAAAAAAAUGGAAUAAAAGAUUAAAAUAAAAACAAAUAUGAAUUGUAACUUUCAUGCGACCAAAACUUUGGAACAAUUUUGUGUUUAAAGCGAGAAUGUGUGGAUGUUUUUGAUACACCUAAAAAUGAAUUGACAGAAAAUGUCGAUGUGAAGAAAAGUAACCACUAACCACCACCAAACCUCCGCCGUCGUGGCCAUGAUAAAAUCCAUCGCCACCGCCUUACCAGACAAAUAGACAUGGAAAUUUUUUGUCUUUGCAUGAAAUGAAACUCCAAAUUAUACAAUUUCACAUGUACACGACUCUGGAAAUCUUCGGUUUUUUUUCAAAAUUAUUGGUUUAUCCAUAGCCGGUUGCUUACGUCUUCCACGUAGAAUCAUUUUAAAAUGGGAAACGUAAUAGAGAAGAAAACGAUAGUACGGUUCGAUGCUCGUUUGUCAUCUUGCCAUUAAAACCGAUCUCCUAAUUUCUGUUGGAACUUUAAUUAUUGCACUGCAUCGCAUCUGUUCGAUAAAAUGUCUGAACCACCGCCAUUAUGGCAAUGUCCAGAACUAACCCAAUCAAUCAACAUCAAACCGGGUAUCCAAAAAACGCGAGUAGUUUAUGAAAAUCGGAGUCUGAGAUCCCUACUUCAAUAAAACAGAAUCGUUUCCCUUUUCUUUCGUUCUCCCGCAAAUUAAAAUUAGCAUGAUCAUAUGGGCUUCACCUUUAUGGAAUUUCUGAUCUUGUUUAUUUGUAAACCACCCUAUCUCCAAAUUAAAUCAACAAGAAACCUCUUAAUUAGUUGGAUAGUUGAAUUGGGAUUUUAGUUUGCUUUUAUGAAAUGGGUGGGAAGGAGUUUAAGAAGCCACUAUUGAAUAAGGUAUAUUAUGAAAAAUGCCCUGGGUGUAAUGUGGAUCAGUAUAAAGAGCUGCAUACCGGGUUACCAAUAAAGGAAGUGGUAUAUAUAUGGAUUGUGGUGCUCUGUGUUGCACUGCCAAUAUCAUCUCUCUUUCCAUUUCUUUAUUUCAUGAUAAAGGAUUUUAACAUUGCGGAGAAAGAGGAGGACAUUAGUUACUAUGCAGGUUUUGUUGGGUCUGCAUAUAUGAUUGGAAGGGCAAUGACAUCUGUCUUUUGGGGAGUGGUGGCUGAUAGAUAUGGACGCAAACCAGUUAUUCUUUUGGGCACAUCAACAGUGGUUAUUUUCAACACACUUUUUGGUUUUAGUGUAAAUUAUUGGAUGGCUAUUGCUACAAGGUUUCUUCUUGGAUUUUUAAAUGGGCUACUUGGACCAAUAAAGGCAUAUGCAUGUGAACUUUUCCCUGAGGAACAUCAAGCCUUGGGAUUGUCAGCUAUUAGUACAUCAUGGGGAAUAGGACUCAUCAUUGGCCCAGCUUUGGGAGGUUACCUUGCACAGCCUGCAGAGAAAUUUCCUGCUCUAGUAUCUUCAGAUUCACUAUUUGGGAGAUUUCCAUACUUAUUGCCUUGCCUUUGUAUCUCCAUUUUUGCACUUUUUGUGACCAUUGCUGCAUUUUGGCUUCCGGAAACAUUACAUUUUCAUAAAAAAGACGAGUUGGAGUCUGCUUCAUAUGAUACUGAGGGAAAGACAAAUGAAGGAAAAGAUUCAAAUUUAGGAAGCCUCCUGAAGAACUGGCCACUAAUGUCUUCUAUUAUUGUCUAUUGUGUUUUUUCACUUCAUGACAUGGCUUACUCAGAGAUUUUCUCAUUGUGGGCUGUGAGCCCUAAGAGUUUGGGGGGGUUGAAUUAUACUACUGAGGAUGUUGGGACAGUUUUAUCUGUUACAGGAGUUGGACUUCUUGUCUUCCAAUUCACAUUGUAUCCAAUUAUGGAGAGGAUAUUUGGCCCCAUAGUAGUAGCUCGCAUUGCAGGAGUUGUGUCUAUACCACUACUCACAAGUUAUCCAUUCAUAGCCAUGUUGACUGGAUUUGCUCUCUCGUUGACUUUAAAUUGUGCAUCGAUUAUAAAGAAUGUUUUAUCUGUAUCCAUCAUAACAGGGACAUUCAUGCUGCAAAAUAAAGCUGUGGAUCAACGCCAAAGAGGUGCAGCGAAUGGUAUAGCCAUGACUAUGCAGUCAAUUUGCAAAGCCAUUGGUCCAGCUUGUGGAGGAGCACUAUUGUCGUGGUCCCAACAAAGAAAAAAUGCAGCAUUUCUUCCUGGUGACCAAAUGAUAUUUUUCAUCUUGAAUAUAAUCGAAGCAAUUGGAGUUAUAUUGACGUUUAAACCGUUUUUGAUCACACACCAUUACUAGUUGGUAGCAUUCACAUCUAGCUUCAACUCACAUUGGGUAACCAUUUAUACAUAGACUUUCAAUAAUGUCAAUAUCUAUUGACUAUUGUUGUAACUGUAAAAAUGAGGCCUCUAGCUUGUAUUGUAUUGUAUUGGGUUUUGGAUGUAAUUUAUAUAAGGGUUAGAAUAUGUUUCAUGUAUUAUUAUUAAUAAUUUGAUUAUUCUAGAUAAGGAAGAGAAGGGUUUUUUUUUUUACAA
Messenger RNA from Lactuca virosa, 5389 nucleotides. Lineage: Eukaryota; Viridiplantae; Streptophyta; Magnoliopsida; Asterales; Asteraceae. The record is from the annotation of a GenBank genome assembly.